Neoarthrinium moseri is the source of this 1077-nucleotide messenger RNA. RefSeq lists its product as uncharacterized. Gene Ontology annotation, molecular function: methyltransferase activity. The coding region runs from base 1 to 1077 and encodes 358 amino acids. The record is from RefSeq and is a predicted model, not a curated record. Lineage: Eukaryota; Fungi; Ascomycota; Sordariomycetes; Amphisphaeriales; Apiosporaceae. The transcript is spliced from 10 exons.
AUGAGACCUUCGAAUACCAUAGCCGACAUUACCACCGAGUAUCCCGAGACAGCAGGGCAUACUUUGUCCCCGCUGACGAGACUGGUCCAUGACAUUUUCCAUCUCAAAUUUGGCGAGCAGCUUAUUCUGCCCGAGCGGAGAAUGAAUGCCCUACGCCGAGUGCUAGAUUGCGGGUCUGGAAAUUGCAGCUGGGCACUGGACGUCGCCCGCCGGUAUCCUAAUUGCGAAGUGCAUGGGGUUGAUAUUAGUCCCAUCAUGAUGCCCUUUGGAUUACCCUCGAACCUGUUCCUCUACCAAUGCGACCUUAACGACGAGAUCCCUUAUCCGGACAAUCACUUCGACUUCGUCCACAGUAGACUUGUUGAUGGCGGCGUCAACUCUGACCGAUGGGUUCCAUAUAUUCGUGAAAUGAAGCGGGUUCUUGUCCGUCGUGGAUGGGUCCAGAUGGUUGAGAUAUACUUCAAUGCACAGUCUUUCAACGGAUCAUUCAAUGAUCUUCCCGACGGCGGUGCUCUUCGUCAGUGGUCAAGUCAUUACUUAGGGGCAAUGAGGCGUCUGGGGAAGAACCCGGCAAUCGGAAUGCGCCUAGGUGACAUGCUGACAGCUUCUGGGUUUGUCGAAGUAGAGGCACAGUCGUUCAACUUACCCAUGUGCGCAUGGUCCAAUGAGUCUCAGCUGGCGGCGUAUAACCAAUACAAUGUGGCUGAAUUGCUGCAUUCGCUAGCCUUGUGGCCGCUAACAGCAAGACCUGGAGGGCUUAGGAUGACCAUCGAUGAGUUCGAUCGGCUGGUGGGCAAUGCCAGGGUCGAAGCCAGCAACCCGAAUUUGAAGACCGUCGUUGUGGGUAGCCAUAUUUCGAAGUGGAUGAGCUACGUCGCUGUCGGUCGGCUGGUUGCAUGUCAGGAUCUGGAAGACGGGGACUCCAAGCCGUUAGCACCAAGUGUAGGAAGUGGAAGUCUGUUUAAGGUUUACGCAGAACUGGGCAGCAAGUUGGAAAGCGCGAUCCUAUCAUACUUGGGUGUUCUCGGUUCCAGCCAGCUGGGUCCUGUUCAUUCAACGACGCCCGCCAUGAGCUAG